AUGUCGUUGAAACCAUUUACCUAUCCAUUGCCUGAAACAAGGUUUCUUCAUGCAGGCAGGCUUGUGUACAAAUUUAAAAUCCGGUAUGGCAACUUCAACAGCACUCCUGGUCUCGACAAUGCUGAAAGUGCUGUCAAGGAGUUAGAGGAAGCGAUUCGAGUAGUCCUUGGAAAUCUCGAUGAUUUACAUCCGUUUUCUACAGACCGCUUCACUAUAUUUCCAUAUUUGAGUAAAUGGGAGAGAGUAUCGAAGAUGAGAUUCAAACGUGACAAUGUCCAUCUUGUGCCUUAUCCCUACAUUUGCACUAUGUAUCUAGAACUCAACUCAUUUCAGAAAAACAUAUUUUGUG
Molecule: messenger RNA, 349 nt
Organism: Opisthocomus hoazin
Lineage: Eukaryota; Metazoa; Chordata; Aves; Opisthocomiformes; Opisthocomidae
Source: RefSeq, a predicted model, not a curated record